UUAUUGGAGGGUAAGUGGAGCGUAGGCCGUCGCCACAGCCGCCGCCGCCACUUCGGUUUGAGCAUAACGCGAGUGACGGGUGACAACCCUCAGCGUCCGGGGUGCGGCUUUCUCCGAAUGGACUCGCCUUCCUUCCCUAAAGUCCUGAUCAGAGCAGGACCGAUGGGGCCUCUGAAGAGGGCCGAGUCUCUCAAAAGGAGGGACUCAUCUCUAAAAAGGGCCGACUCGUCCUUGCGGAGGGGAGACUCGCUGGCUGCAGGCGCCAGCGUCGCUUUCGAGAGCAGCACGCUUUUCUGGCUGUUGUUCAACCAGAUCGGAUCGGUCAUCUGCGAUUCUAUUUACCAACUGCGACCCUCCAAUCUGUGCUCCAUAAUCGGAUCAACCGUUCGAGGAGCUCUAUACUCGAUUUCUUCAAUCUUCAACCCGAGACAACGACAGGUGCACAAGUGGGUUCGCUCUGAGGUGCCCUUCAAAGAGAUUCCGAGCAUCACGUCCGUGUGGGCCGACGGGAGCAUCCUCUGCGUCCUCGUGGAGAACGCAAUCGCACCAAACCCAGACUCGACCUAUCAUUUGGAUAAGUACCAACAUUUCGGGCAUGUGACUCUACCGAACAUCCGAUUAGGUCAACAGUUGGCUCGUCAGUACCUUCACGUCGAUCCAGAGUUCACAAACAACGAGUUGCAAAAAGAAGCUGAUGCGGAGAUAAUCCAUAGACUUGUGAAAUAUUUGCAAAAUGUUAAAAAGGCCUCCAAAUUGGCUAAAAAUAGGAAACCCUUCGAAUUUUACGAACGAAGACCCUCAUAUAAGGGCAAAACAGAUGACGCAGAAAAAGAAGGAGCGUCAAAAGCCGUCGUCGCCGCACGCAAGCGGAAGAUUGUGCAUCGGAGGCGGCACUCAAAGAGCUCGGAUAAAACAAGCCUCAACUACAGUGUGGUCAGCUCGACGGUGGUCCCCGAGAGCACGUCAGACGGAGACAGUGAUGCUGUCAAGCUGCAAAACUUGCUGCAAGACGACCUCUUCAGCAAGUGCAAAGAGAUCCAGUCCGUGUGCGAGAUGCUGCUGGAACGCAGCAGCAAACGCAAAUCGCUGCAGAUUUUCAACAAGGCAACGCAAAUUUUGUCGCGAAGGAACAGCGAAGACAAGCUUAAACUCACGGAGGAGGUGGACGAGCAGGCCGAAGCUAAGUGCGAGAAAAACGAUGGUCCGCAGGGAGAACAAAAGCUGCAGCGUCGUCCAAGCGAGCAGAAGAUCGUCGUCUCCAGUUUUAACGUGGAAAAAAUUACAAGGAAGAAGAGUGUGGAUUCCGGGAAGGGCCGAAAUUCGAGGAGAAACAGUGCCCAGCAGCAGGAGCAGAUCUCGGUGGCCAGGAAAAGGCCACCCAAGGUCAAAGCGAAACCAAAGUUGGACUCUCUCAAAUCGAACUUCAGUCGGGUCGAGAAUUUUGAACGGGAGAGACGACACUCGGUAGAGAAUGUGGUCCAACAAAUUGAAAGUCUCGCAGCUGAAGUUGCGAAUGUAAGCGUCCCUGAUGAUUCCACCAAUGACGUAGAGGGCUUUGCAAGACGAUUGUCCCAAAGUUUGAAUGUUUUGGACAAGAAUCUGAAGAAAUCAACAAACGACAAUAAUCACAAAGAGAUUAAAAAUUUCUCCAAAAAUGGAAGCAUUGAGCGUAAAGAAUUCAAUAGCGGCGUCUUCAAGGCGCGACGCGACGCAUUCCUGUCGGUCGAAUCUAAAUCCGCGCCAUGCACCAAAGAAAAGGUGCCCGCGGGGGAAAAACGGAAAAAGUCUUUGGGUGCGGGCGUCGAGGAAAGCAAGCGACGCUACGAGUCAGCCAAAAACUUUUUCCAGCACAUGGAGCAGCAGAGUUGCUCCUUCGAGCGCAAGAGCAGCGAAUUAAAGGAAGUGCUGAGACGCUGCUCUGAGUCAAGGGCAUUGAACCCUGAGCAUGUCGACUACGAGCAGUUCAGGAGCUGCAGGUCGACAAGGUCUCCGCCAGGCCGACUGCACGUGGCUAACGUGUUUUGCCAAGAAGAAACCACUCAACAGGCGGCGAAAACGAUCGACGUGCCUGAGAUGUCGGCUGUGGUGGCGUCCCUGAACUCGGCCUACAACGAGAACGAAGUACGUCCGCGCUCCCCGUAUGAGAUGGUGCACGAGGGGAGCGCAGAGGACGACUUGGAGCCGGCCGACCCAGACCGCCAGACGCUGGACGGCAGUCGAAGACGAGUGUCCUAUUCGCAGCUGAACGAGCAAGGCGACGCCGGCAUUUUUUGACAGCCCCCUUAUCACUGCGCUCGCACGCAUACGAGCUGCCUGGCGUUCUUGUUGUCGCCCGUUCUCGCCUGUUUGUACGAGCAGAUGUGUGGAGAUUAAACAGGCGCGUCGUCUCUUCUCUCUCUCUCUCGCUCCCGCAGCGGGCAAGCAGGCUCUUCUUUUAACCCGUUCGACCAGCGGCAGCAGCACGGGCUUCAUAAUUCCGUCGGCGGCACUC
This is a messenger RNA of Cloeon dipterum, 2491 nucleotides long. RefSeq lists its product as uncharacterized. The transcript has 9 exons. NCBI's taxonomy places the organism in Eukaryota, Metazoa, Arthropoda, Insecta, Ephemeroptera, Baetidae. The record is from RefSeq and is a predicted model, not a curated record. Bases 118 to 2274 code for a protein of 718 amino acids.